UCCCAGGGCACGUUGUUGGGAGAAAUGGAUACUUUCUUUAGAGUGUCCAGUUUACAAAAGCAAAGUGAUUUUCUUUUCUUCGGAACUAAAUAAGGAUCAAACAAGUGAAUACAUAAGGCACGGAAGGCUCGGAACUGAAGGGAAGUGGACUUAAGCCGAGGGAGCCGGACACGUGAGGACGUAGUGACGCCGCCACUGGCUGAACAGGCUUCUUCGGGCUCCCCGAUGGCCGCGUCUGUGGAUUUUAAAACUUAUGUAGACCAGGCGUGUAGAGCUGCUGAGGAAUUUGUCAAUAUUUACUAUGAGACAAUGGACAAAAGAAGACGGGCACUAACCAGGCUGUAUUUGGACAAGGCCACUUUAGUAUGGAACGGAAAUGUUGUUACAGGGCUGGACGCCCUGACCAAUUUUUUUGAGAUGUUGCCUUCUAGUGAGUUCCAGGUCAAUAUGUUAGAUUGCCAACCAGUUCAUGAGCAAGCCACUCAGGCCCAGACUACAGUUCUUGUCGUGACCAGUGGAACUGUGAAGUUUGAUGGAAACAAACAACACUUCUUCAACCAGAACUUCCUGCUGACUGCUCAGUCUUCUCCUAACAACACUGUCUGGAAGAUCGCAAGUGAUUGCUUCCGUUUUCAAGAUUGGGCUAGUAGUUAAGGCGGCAAAAGUCCAUUCUCCUUUGGUCCAUUAGUUCCAGCAACAGAAAUUUAUGUGAAUUAAUUCAUUUCAUUGUGGAAGCACUAUAAACUAUUAUGUGCUGAAACUAAAUUUCUUUAAUAUGUUUUUAAAAUUCUGGCAGCACCUUUUCUAGCAGCUGCUGGUUUGAAUCGUUGCCCUUAAGAGCUUUAAUGCUAAUUUUUUACAUGCCUUAUAUACAUUUCACUAAUGAAAUUAUUAUAGUAAUAUUAAACACAUGAUUUCUAUACUAACAUACUCACUGUGAGCCCAGCCUAUUGCAAAAAUGAAAUCCUUUUAUAAUACUCUCUAUGGGACAUCAGCACAACAUAACUCUCUGGGAGGAAGUGAAGCAUUUUUUUCUUAUUAGGUUAAUUUUGUAGUAGAAUACAUACCUAUUUUCAGUAAACACUAGUAAUGUAGUUUUAAUGUAAGGUUUUUUCAAAUCAGUUCAAUGAAAACAUUACUAAUUUAGGUUUGCAUAACUACUCUGACCUAUUAGAAUUGCAUGUAGAGAUGUUCAGUAGUCUUUUUUCAUAUUAAGUAAUGUUUUUUAUGUUGGCAUGUUUUCUUAUGAAGUGAAGCAAUCUACUAGAGAGGGAUGAAAUGUUCUCAGUUGAUACCUGAGUGUUGGAUACACUCAGUGGCUUAAAAGCAAAACUUUUUAAAAAGCUUUUUCUUGGCAGCUCCAGGUCUAUAACUUUAGGUAAUGAAUGGUAGUAGGACUAAUAGCUCUAAUGGGAGAAUAAGGAGUGAGAAAUGUAGAGAUCCAAGGUUGGCCAAAAGUUGAGGGAUGGCCAAAUGGGUAAUUUUUGGUACUUUUCUACCUCCUAAAAAUGUAGCCUAUUUUUAGGAUUUAAGUCAUUAAGGUACUAAGCAUUCUUGCCAAAUGGUCAUGAGUGUCACUUUUGUUCUAAGAAUGAUUUUUAAAGGUUUUUCCAGUUCACCUCAUAUUUACCACCAAUAUAUGUCUCAAUUUAUUCCAGAACUUAGGGGGUAAAAUGUCAGCAAUAAGCCUGACCCUGCAGUAGGGUCUGACCGGAAAGUUGGGAACAAAGCCAUUGCUCUCUCUUUGGGACACCCUUAACUUGGAAGUCUUCCGUGUGAACUUCAGGCCAAAAGUCUUUUAUGUAUUAUCACCCCCCCCCAUAAGUGAUUUGUUGAUUUGUUUCCUGUGUUUUACACUAUCCACUGCGUGAUCUUUUCGUUACUUAUUUAAAGUAAAAAUUAUUUAAUUUUAUGAUUUGGUCUUCCAUAUGGCAUUGAGCAAAUAGGUCUGUUUUAAAACAUGUUCCUGUUAUGUGGCUAACUCUGUCUUUUUAAAUUAAAAAUAGAGAACAGCAGAUCUUCAUAAGCCCCAAACUUCAGAAGAACAAAUUAAUUCAUUUCAUGUCUCAACGUCUAAAGAGAAAUCUAGCUUCAGUUUUUAGUUACACUGUAAACGUUUUUCCAUUCUUGUUUCCAUUCAUGUUUUUAAGGUAGGUGUGCCGGCUUUGUUUCUAUAUUGCAACUCAAAGUUAAUGUUUCUUAUCACUUAAUUUGAAAACCAGUAAUUCAUUUACUCUUGCACCAAACUACACAUUAUAUUUCUGAUAUAUUAACAAAAUAGAAUUAAAUAGGAGAAGGAGGUGGAACUGAAAUUUAGACCACACCUUCUUGUAGUACCGAUCAAAACUUACACGUUAUGUUCUAUUAGGAGUGAGCUUAUUCUAAUUUUGGAUUGGCUUUUUAAAACCACAGUUUUCACAGCAACCGAGUGUUCAAACACUGCCCUUUCCCCUAUGGAGAACAGUCUCGAGUAAAAGCUGCAUAUAAUUAGCAAUAAAUGAAUCGAGUGGUUGUAUACUAUUCCUGAAUUGUAUGUUUUAAGACUUGUAUGUGAAUUGCUUUUUCCAAACUGUAUAACUUUUAAAUGGCUGGAACUACUCUUAUAUGGACUAGACUAUUUUUGACAUGGACAUAUUUUUGUAAAUUGAAAAAAUAAAAUAAAAUUUGCCUUGUGACAAGUUUUCUCAA
Molecule: messenger RNA, 2688 nt
Organism: Diceros bicornis minor
Lineage: Eukaryota; Metazoa; Chordata; Mammalia; Perissodactyla; Rhinocerotidae
Gene: NXT2
Product: nuclear transport factor 2 like export factor 2
Exons: 5
Coding region: 226-654 (142 amino acids)
Biological process (GO): protein import into nucleus
Cellular component (GO): nuclear pore central transport channel
Source: RefSeq, a predicted model, not a curated record